AUGUUCCCCACUCCUCUCCUCUCCUCCCUGCUGGAUCUGGAUCGGGAGGAGGCCGAUCCCCUCGCCCCUCCACCACCGACGCCGCCUGGCCCACGCCCGAUCCCUUGCCGCGCCGGAGCCCCACCUCGCCCGCGCGACCGCGCCCGAGGAACUGUCGCCUGCCGCCGACCCCCAGCGCCCGAGGACGACCCCGCCGUCGCUUCUCGCCGCCACCCGGAGCUCCUCCGCCUCGACUCCGUCGACGCACGCGUCCCCGUCCUCCUCCCCGACGGCCUCCCUCGAGCCUCGUCGCCCCCUGGUCUCUACUUGACCGUGAGGACCCCAACCCCUCUCUUCUCCCCUCUGCUCCCUACCCCCCUGUCCACCGCGCUGCCCACGCCCGCGGCCGCCGUCCGGCUUCCGCGCCCGCGAUCACCCUGA
Molecule: messenger RNA, 420 nt
Organism: Aegilops tauschii subsp. strangulata
Lineage: Eukaryota; Viridiplantae; Streptophyta; Magnoliopsida; Poales; Poaceae
Source: RefSeq, a predicted model, not a curated record